AUGUGUCAACUCGAUAACCGUUUUAAAGCGGCAAGUGGCUAUGGAUGCUACUAUAUUAGUGAGGAGCAAGUGGCUUGUACGUGUCCUAAUGAUCAUUACGUGAUGAAUCGUCCAUGCAGAGUGUGUGAUAGAGAAGAUUUUUGUGGUUCACUUGAUGUUUUGUGUGCAGAAGGAAACACAUCUCUACUCAACGCAUAUUUCGCAUGUGCCUGCCUUAAUGGUCAAACCCUCAUGGGAAAUCCAUGUGACGGAGUUCAGCAAACAAGCACGUCGACUAGUACCACAACCUUGACAACGUUAACUAGUCAUAGUAAUAUAAUGGUAUCACAGUCUGACAUCACGAGCACAACAGGCAGCGAAACGGAAAGCGAUCGGAACACUUCUCAUUUGUGUUUCAUCCUAACAACAACAGCGAAAGGAUCCAGUGGAAAUCCAAGGACAAGCAAACUACGACUGACGUUAGUGAUCGUUGGUAGUGCUAUAAUCGGUGUUGGAGUAAUAGUAACCGCAUUUAUGAUGAAAAGGCAGAUAGGUUAUAAAAAUGGACGAUUUAUGCGUAAAAAACGGCGUUAUUCUUUGCCGUCAGAAAAUCGAAUUUCUGUUCAUGGUGUGGCCUAG
Messenger RNA from Didymodactylos carnosus, 618 nucleotides. The record is from the annotation of a GenBank genome assembly. NCBI's taxonomy places the organism in Eukaryota, Metazoa, Rotifera, Eurotatoria, Philodinida, Philodinidae.